AUGGUAGAAAAUUUAAGAGAAGUAAAAUGUCUGCAAAAAACAAGUCACUGCUUUCUCGAAAUCUAUCGGCUAGAAGUGCAAACGUGGUUUAAUGGACAAUGUGAUGAUUUUGCUGCUUGCAUCCAUGAAAGCGAUUAUACAGUUGAAUAUGGCUGUCAAGCAACAUUUCAUGGCGGUGAUCGUUGCUGUUGUCGCACAAAGAAUUGCAAUUUUGAUCGAAUUUUAUCAGAAAGGCCAAGCUUUCGUCGUUUUCUUCCAGUCGAUGAUAUUAAAACAGAUGAAAUAAAGAAAGCGGUUAAAUGUGGGAAAAAGCAAGAAAAAAUUAGUUGGGACUGA
Dracunculus medinensis (Guinea worm) is the source of this 336-nucleotide messenger RNA. NCBI's taxonomy places the organism in Eukaryota, Metazoa, Nematoda, Chromadorea, Rhabditida, Dracunculidae. The record is from the annotation of a GenBank genome assembly.